Molecule: messenger RNA, 4320 nt
Organism: Amphibalanus amphitrite
Lineage: Eukaryota; Metazoa; Arthropoda; Thecostraca; Balanomorpha; Balanidae
Product: carbohydrate sulfotransferase 11-like
Exons: 4
Coding region: 110-1213 (367 amino acids)
Biological process (GO): carbohydrate biosynthetic process
Cellular component (GO): membrane
Molecular function (GO): sulfotransferase activity
Source: RefSeq, a predicted model, not a curated record
AGAACCGCGAGCAGUCUGCGCCAGCCGACUGCACAGGUCGCACCGCCUCCCUCUCUCCAGUCCACACCACCGACCCUUAGCUCGGGUGGAGGGCGGCGCAUCGCAAACUAUGAUGUCUUAUCCCAGAAAGACAACUUUUAGCAGAGCACUGCUUCUACUCAGUGCACUCUUAAUGCUUUCCAUAAUAACGUCCCUCGGUCGUAGGGGAGAAACUCUAAAAUCACUGCCAGAAAUCAGCAAAACAUCUGAACAAUUUUCCGCAGUUGCUGAAGCUGAUAUGAUGGCACAACAGUACCGGCGGGAACUCUUAGAGAAACGCUGUAUUAGCACAAAGUCUUUGAAAACAUUCGAUUAUCUCAUCGAACGCCCAUGGCUGCUCCGCUGGCUUAUCUACAAUGAUGAACAUCGACUGAUGUACUGCUACGUUCCAAAGGUUUCCUGCACGCAGUGGAAGAAGCUCUUUGGUAUACUGUCCGGAGUGUUUCCAAACGUACCUUUCAAUAGCAUAAAUUCUGGACAUGCGCACGAGCCAAACCUUUUCCCUAGCCUGGCACAACUCCCCGAGCCCGAAAUACGCCGCCGGCUGGAGACGUACACCUCCUUCAUGUUCACGCGGCACCCCCUCGAGAGGAUGGCCUCUGCUUACCGCGACAAACUAAGCCCAGGCAAUACCGUAUAUCGCCAGCAAUAUGCGGCAAAGAUAAUGGGUCAGCCCAACGGCAGCAUUUCAAUUCACAAUCGCCAAAAUACAUCCCUCCCUCUAGAUGAGCUGCCGACGGUCACAUUCGAUAAGUUCGCUGAGUGGAUAGUUCGGGCGGGUCCUGUGGACCUAGACACGAACAGCAAGAAAGCGCAGCACGACGAACACUGGCGUCCGAUGGUGGACCUGUGCCACCCGUGCACCAUCCCGUACACGGUGCUCGGCAGGACGGCCACCCUCGACGAGGACGCCCGGCUCGUGCUGCGGACCGCCAACAUCACCUCGGUCAAGUUCCCCGAGGGGUACCGGUCGGCCACCCCGGGCGUCACGGAGAGCCUGGUGAGCACUGUGCCGUCGGCCGUGCUGAAGGGCGUGCUGCGACACUACCUGCACGACCUGUUCCUGUUUGGAUAUCGUCCGCAGGCUGUCUUCCAUGAAAACGCGACGGCUCGCGAUAUCACCCAAAACAUGUAUGAGGAACUUCUGGCAGAAGCUAUGAUGCCGCACACGUGAAUAUGAUGUGUUUACUGAUCAGCGUCACCCUGAGCGGGCGCCGUAAAGAAAACCGUGUCUCUUCGGUGGGAGGGGUUUGUAAACCAAUCGGUGCACACAUCAGUAUACACGCAGGCACACAAAGACAUACAAACACACAUCGUUGACCUUGACCUAGCUUGACCUGAAAUGACCACAGCCAGUGAAAACCUAGUCGGAUAGUGUGACAAAGAGCUGUUCUAGCUGGCCUGGCACAAUGUAACUUAUACCACAAAAUGUAUUUUGCAGUGGCUAAGAAUUGACUGAACUUGGACUGAAAUGCCAUUUCCCAUUAUUUUCCAUCAGAAUUUACCAAAUAUUUUAAUUUUGGGGUAGAGUAAUAGCAAAUAGAAUUUCGGUCAAAUUUCGGUCAAAUUUUGGCUUGGUAACUAUGUUAUCGGUCGGUAUUCGGUCGGAAAUUUUUUUCCAAAAGUUUGGUUUCUGUCGGUAUCGGUCAGACAUUUUUUUUUUUUGGAAAAUGACACCACCAUGUAUGCGCGGAACUAGGUUCGACCAUCGCCCUGUGAUGACUGCCUAUAUCGCCCACGUCCGGUCGGUGAUUGAGUAUGCCAGCAUCAUAUGGUCAGGGGCUGCUGUAACCCACAUGGCCCGCCUAGAGCGUCUCAAUCACCGCUUUCUUAUCCCGCGAGUUGCUGGGGGGGCGUUAAACGCCCCCACUUUUUUCGCCGGGCCAUAGCAUAACAACGGCGCACCGCAGGCGCGCCAAAUUUUGGGUACCUGUAGGGAAUUGAUUGAAGUUUAUUGUGACAAAGUUUCAAAAAAAUCGGUCGGAAAUUUUCUGAGAUAUCGAGGUUUUAGUGACGUCAUGAUUUCUGAGUUUUCGACCAAAAACGGCAUAUGUUCAAAAAAUCAUAUAAAAUCAUAGAAUAGACAUAUAGACAUGCCGUAAACGCCAUUAGACUGCCAAUACCAUGUUUAAUCAAAUGGCUAUCUUCGAUUAUUGAUUAUCGUUCCGCAUUUUCCAAAAUCUUGAACUGAAUCUUGGCAAUUUUUCGUGACUACUUCACGACCAUGAUACAUGAAUUUCUUAAAUUGAAGUUUUUGAGCCAAACACGUACACAUAUGAUAAAAUGAAUGUCACCAUCGUGUUCUACGCCCCAAAUUACCUAUAAAACAUGUGUCACAGGCUGCGAAUAUCAGUUUUGAUUUUCGGGGAUAUGUGCCUACCCGGUUGACCUGACCUUGACCCUGACCUAUGCUUGACUGACCCCUAUAUGGAGCUGACACUCUUGUAGGUCUUAUAGGGUGGAUCGUGCACCGUUUUGACAGAGUUUAUGGCGAGAGGCGCCCAUUGUGAAGUCCUGAAGUCCAUGCUACUGAAAGCCCGAUUUCAGGUGUUUGACCUGACCUUGACCCGACCUGUGACCUCAAAAUUCAACUUUAAAGUACUCAUCUGAAGCGUCUCGUCGCGCUCUUUUGUUUGCCGCCUCGUGCGUUUCGCUGCGCCUAUUGGUUCUCGAGUUAUCGGCUGGGGGCGUUUAACGCCCCCCCCCCCCCCCAGCAAACGGUGGGUGGCGAAAUACCCCAGCAACUGCCGGGUUAUGUGGCUAGCUGCAAAAACACAGGGUAGGUGUCCUUCUAUGGACUACCAAUCCCUUUUAAAUCACUUUAGAUGUCAGUCAAUUAAGGCACGCAUGACACAGGCCGAUAUAACUUUUAUGCGUUCUAAUGUUCUAUCUUUAGCGGCCGGAUUGACUGUCACGAGCUGGUGGCGAAAUUCAGCCUUGUCACUCAGGUUAGGCGUUCUCGGCACACAGGCCUUUUCAUGUCCCAUUUGGCAGAGUUAACGCUGUGAAGUGUGGCUUGUUUAUUCGACUACCCAACCAACUAAACAAAUUCUUACACGAGCAUUCGGAGGCCGACUUCUUCCAGCCGUCAUGUCAUUGGAGAGCACUACUGCUCCGCUUUGCGAGUAGUCAGGGCACUUUUAAUGAGUGAUAUCGACUGAUGUCAGCCAGUACUCUUUGCUACUUACUUUCUGUGAUCGCGUCUGGUGAAUGUGUAUGUAUGCUGGGAGGGGAUUGUAUGUGUGUAGAGGGAGGACGGAGCGGGUUGAAUGCCUGAGGGGCUGGGAUGGGAAAUUUUAUUGCGACUGCAGCCUUAACCCUCGCCCGCACAUGCCAUUUUCCCAUCCUAGAACGCACAUGGGGGGGGGGGUUGCCACCCCUCGCGCCAUUUCGAUCCUGUUGGAGAUAGAGCUUAGCGGUAAAGACCAAAAAGAUUCUUUGGGAAGAGACAAAUCCAAUGAUACCCAGUUUUACCUUCUCAGGUCAGUCAUUGACCUUCCAGGUCAGGUCAAACUAAAAAAUGUUGCUGUUUUGGGUCACCGUUUGAUAUCAAGUGCGCUGCUUAUCAUAUACCGAUGACGAUGCCGUUUUCUGGUGCCAAGCCAGCUAGAACCUCUUUCUCGCACUACCCGACCAGGUUUUUGCUGCUGAGGUCAUUUCAGGUCAAGUUAGGUCAAGGUCAAUUAUAUGUGUUUGUAUGUCUGUGUGUGUCUGUGUGUAUACUGAUGUGUGCACCGAUUGUAUAUGUGUCCAUAUUACAUGAAAUCAUGAUCUGAGAAGCUUUUACCAAAAAUGCAGUCAAAAAACUUCACAAAAAGUAAAUUCCGCUUGCCUAAAACGUAAUUAUCUUAGAUGACCUAGGUUGACCUUGACCUUGACCUUGACAUCUGUACAUCGUCGAACAACAUGUUCCAUGAUAGGUGGGAGGUAAGACUGGUAAAAAAGGCCGAAAUCAAGGUGUCAAAAGCUCACAAGGCCCAUAGCCAACGCAAGAUGUCGAGAAUUGGCCAUUUGGGUCAUGACAUGACCUGAAAAACAAGGUCAUAUCUCCGAAACCAAAAGUUACAAACCUGAAAUUUUCAGUGAACAUCAAGAAAGGAAAGAGGAGCAGCUAUACGAAAAAUCAGCCUUCUAGCUCUAAAAAUGUUGAGUGCAGAGCAGAAAGACUACCUGGGGGGGGGGGGGUGGCAACCACCACCCCCCCCCCCCCAUGUGCGGGCGAGGGUUAAUGUGGGCCUCGGCCUGUGGUUGUUAUGAAAUAAAUAAACAAAUAAACCACAA